CAAACAAGUCGCAUGUGUAGAAUGCCACUUGUCAUUCCUAUCUGUAAUAAAAAAAGACUUUAUUGUUAUAUUUUCCGUUCAAACACCAAAUCGUAUCAUUGAACAAAUGUGUUGAAUUGUGUGUACGAUAGUUGUCGAUAGAUUCAACAAUUAAAAUUGUAAUUGUUAUCAAGUAAAAGUGACCGAAAACCAAUUCAAAUGUACCAUUACAUUUGAUUAAUUAUUGCAGUGUGUAAAAUUACGAAUUUUCUAAACAUAUGUACAAAUAAAUGGUAAAACAUCUCCAACUUAGGAGCGGUUUCCGCAGUUAUUUCUGCUGAAAGUGUUUUUUCCUUUAAUUUUUGUUUUGUGUGAAAAAUAAAAAUAAAUGUCCAAAAAACGGAACUUUCAAAAUUUUUUCAAACGAAAACGAAUUCGAUGAAAAACAUGAACUAAACAAAGGAUACCAAAAAAAAGUAGUUUUAUGUGUGUUUGUUUGUGUGUGAAAAACUAGAGUACAUUGAUCAACGAUCAUUCAUCACACCGAAAACCAGCUGCUUUAUUCAAAAUCUGCAGGCUUUGUUUACAUAUCGUCAUUAAUGAAAACUCGAUUUAUUUAUGAAUAAUAUUAUUUCAUGGAAUUUUCUUUCACACACUUGAAUUGCAUGAAAAAAAGAAUCAAAUAAGCCUGAAGUCUAUCAAAUAUACAUGCAUAAAGUGGAUAUUAAUUGACAAAUGAAAAUAGAUUUUUGAUACAUGUAUACAUCACAUGUGUACCCUCAUCAAUAACGCACAAAUAUCGUACAUACGCACUGCACUGGUGUGCAUACGCAUUGAUUACGACAGCAUUGCCAGGAAAUAAUAGAAAUACAAAAAUCCAUUAAAAAAACACAGACCAACAAGGGGGAAAAGGACUGUGACAAGAUCUGAGUAUUUGAAUGAAUUUCAAACGCAAGACGAUGAGUACCAGUUACUUGGACGUUCCAAUCGGAAUUCGCCUAAUCCAACGUUAUGGUCGCAAUGAGAAUCAACAAAAUCGACUUUUUAGAUAUAAAUUCUCAGUUUUGGCACUCACAUACGUGGCAUACACAUGUUAUCACUUGACACGAAAGCCAAUCUCGGUUGUAAAAGCCGUUUUACAUCGCAAUUGUUCAUUGCUGGAAGCUCCCAAACAGGUGACAGAUGCCACAAAUGAAAGUACUUGGUGCGAUUAUGCACCGUUCGAUGGACCCGAUUCGUCGGCGUUGUUGGGAACAUUAGACACUGCAUUUCUGUUGACAUAUGGAAUUGCAAUGUUUGGAUCGGGUUUUGUUGCCGAACGUGUAUCGUUACGAUAUUUUCUCACAUUUGGAAUGCUAUUUUCGGCCAUAUUUACGUAUAUGUUUGGCGUCGCCAAAGUUUAUGAUAUUCAUUCAUUUUGGUAUUUUGUUGCUGUGCAAGCGUUGGCCGGAAUGUGCCAAACGACCGGUUGGCCCGGUGUCGUAACUGUGGUCGGAAGAUGGUUUGGCAAAUCAAAACGUGGUCUCAUAUUCGGCAUUUGGAAUAGUCAUACAUCGAUUGGCAAUAUAUUGGGUUCCAUUGUGGCUGGAUAUUAUGUCGAACGAGAUUGGUCGAUGUCAUUUAUAAUGCCAGCAUUUGUAAUGGGCAUCGUUGGAAUCAUUUUAUUCCUAUUCUUGGUUGAUUCGCCCGAAAUUGUUGGAUGCCAAGUAACACGCGGUGAAUCUCGACGUGGCAGUAGUACAUACAACUAUCGUAGCAUAGAAGAUGGCAUCAAUGAAUCAGAUGAAGAUGUAAAUAUUCGCGCAAAUUUACGCAGUGAAAAUGAGCUAAACAACGUUGUCGAACAGGACGAUAACUCAAUUCGAAAUAUCCCUGGUGAUGAAAAUUUUGAAAUAAAUCAUCGGCCAACUGAACGAACUCCAAUGAUUGGUCAACGUCGAGGCUCUGAUGUUUCAUUCAGUGGAACUGGCAAUCAUGCAGCCAUUGGAUUUGGUGGUGCUCUUCAAAUUCCGGGCGUUAUUGAAUUUUCAUUGUGCUUAUUCUUUUCGAAAUUAGUGAGCUACACGUUUCUCUAUUGGCUUCCAAAUUACAUCGAACACUCAACCAGUCUCGGUGCACAGGAAAGUGCAACAUUAUCAACACUAUUUGAUUUUGGUGGUAUUUUGGGUGCAAUUGCAGCUGGUAUGAUAUCGGAUUACAGCGGAAUGUCAGCAUGCACGUGUACAGCGAUGCUUUCUUUGGCCGUUCCCAUGUUGCUUGUUUACCAAAAAUUCGGAGCAUUAACCUAUUAUUUGAAUAUGUUAUUAUUGUUUUUCCUCGGUAUACUUGUGAAUGGGCCAUAUGCAUUGAUUACAACGUCAGUUAGUGCUGAGCUUGGUCAACAUAGUUGCUUGGAAGGAAAUUCAAAAGCAUUGGCCACAGUUACUGCAAUCAUCGAUGGAACUGGUUCGCUUGGAGCGGCUGUUGGCCCAUUUUUAGCUGGUUUCUUUUCGGCAACCAGUUGGGAACAUGUAUUUUAUAUGCUUAUUAUGGCCGAUAUUUUAGCAAUGAUUCUUUUAUUGCGAUUGGUAGGCAAAGAAAUUUCCAAAUUUAAAUUAAAUCCGCGCAUCGAUUGACAUCGUUAAUCAAUUUAUAGAUAGAUUUUUUAACAAAAAAAUGAAAACAAAUAAAUCACUGCACUUUUGACGUGUUCUCACAUUUCGCAUAUUCAUUGCCAUUCAGAUAUAGUGUUUGUGAACACGUGAAAACUUAAACAUUUCUUAUAUAUAAAUAUGGAAUCAAUUGUGAUGAUUAUAGACGACCAAACGAGAAGAACAAAAGAAUUGACAUUGACUUAGUAUAAAAAUGGUACCGAAAAUGUGUCUUCAAUUGUUAACCAAAACAUUUAAACGCAUCAUCAAAAAACAAACAUACAAGGGAAAUGUACGAACCCGUUUUUUAUGUUUACAAAACGUGUUCAACUUCGUUUUUCUUGUUCAAACACAUCCGUGAUGUAGUUUAUUGAAAAAUAAAAUCUCAUAUCUAAUGUUGAAAUUAAAAUAGAAAACGCCACAUUAUUAUUAUUAUUAUGCAAAUUAUUAUAAUUC
This is a messenger RNA of Contarinia nasturtii (swede midge), 3065 nucleotides long. It is a transcript of the gene MFS16, whose product is annotated as glucose-6-phosphate exchanger SLC37A2. The transcript has 6 exons. Gene Ontology annotation, molecular function: transmembrane transporter activity. Gene Ontology annotation, cellular component: membrane. NCBI's taxonomy places the organism in Eukaryota, Metazoa, Arthropoda, Insecta, Diptera, Cecidomyiidae. Gene Ontology annotation, biological process: transmembrane transport. The coding region runs from base 918 to 2594 and encodes 558 amino acids. The record is from RefSeq and is a predicted model, not a curated record.